CUGCCCUUCGAAGUGUGACACCAACCCAACCAGAAACGCCGUGUUUCGCCGUCCUCCGUCUGCCGUUGGACUGAAGGCCGCCGUUUCCGUCGGUCUGUGCUGCACUGCUCUCCCCGGUUCCGACCACCACACGACGCCUCAGAGCCCCCUUGCGUCGAGCAACUCUCCCCGCCUUCCAAGAAGACAGGCCCCACGCCGUCUGUCUCGGUCUCUGCCCCUGACUUCUCCUCUGUCCCUGCGCCGCUCCGUCCGCCUUUUUCCCCUCUCUCUCUACCCUCUGUUUGUCCCCUCUCCGGAACCGCGACCGUGACCAAUGGAGGCCGCCACAAGCAUCACGGCAGCAAAUGGGAAGCACUACCCAGCUCCUUCUCACGGCAAGCCCAUAUUAAUCAGUGAAUGAGUUCUUUGAUAUAUUGCUUUGGAAAGUUUCUCGUUAAAUUGUAGAUUUCUGCCUCUUUAUCUAUGCUAAUGAAUGAAGCCAUUCCACUCUCUCAUCGAGAGCUCUGCGUGUUCUUUGUUCAAGGUUUUAGAAAUCCAUUGUCGGGCAAUCAAAUUAGGUGCCAUCGCUGACAUCUACACCGCGAACAAUAUUCUAAGUUUGUAUGCAAAAUCCAGGGAGUUAUGUUUUGCCCGCAAGCUGUUUGUGGAAAUGCCCCGCAGAGACACUGUUUCUUGGAAUACAAUGAUCGCUGGGUAUGUACAUUGUGGGAACGUCGAGACUGCGUUCGAGAUUCUAAGAACCAUGAAGAUAUGUGGCUUUGAUUUUGAUGGGUAUACAUUUGGAAGCAUACUCAAGGGGGUUGCUUCUGCUUAUCGGCUUGAUAUUGGGGAGCAAGUGCAUUCGAUGAUAGUCAAGAUGGGCUAUGCUGCAAAUGUUUAUUCGGGUAGUGCACUUUUGGACAUGUAUGCGAAGUGCGGGAGAGUUGAGGAUGCAUAUGUGGUGUUUCAGUGCAUACCAGAGCGUAACUCAGUUUCGUGGAAUGCACUGAUAGCUGGUUAUGUGCUGGUUGGUGAUCCUGGGACUGCAUUUUGGCUGUUAGAUUGCAUGGAGCGGGAGCAUGUGGAACUUGAUGAUGGUACAUUUGCUCCGCUUUUGACAUUGCUCAAUAAUACUGAGUUUUACAUGUUAGCAAUGCAGAUUCAUGGUAAAAUCAUAAAACACGGGCGGGCAUUUGACAAUACUGUAUGCAAUGCCUUAAUCACUUCAUAUUCAGAGUGUGGGUCCAUAGAAGAUGCCAAAAGAGUAUUUGAUGGUGCUACUGGCAACCGGGAUUUGGUGACAUGGAAUUCCAUGCUCGCUUCUUACCUUGUACACAAUAAAGAAGAACUUGCAUUUAAACUCUUCAUGGAUAUGCAAUGGCUUGGGUUUGAUCCAGACAUCUAUACUUACACUAGUGUCAUUAGUGCUUGUUUUGAUGGAGCACAUAAAAACCAUGGGAAAUCCUUGCAGGGAUUGGUAAUAAAAAGGGGACUGGAACAAUCAGUACCGAUAUCUAAUGCAUUAAUAGCCAUGUAUCUCAAAUCAAAUAACAGAUCCAUGGAAGAAGCAUUGCUCAUUUUCGAAGCCAUGGAGUCCAAGGACCGUGUUUCUUGGAAUUCUAUUUUGACUGGACUUUCGCAAAUUGGCUUGAGUGAAGAUGCCUUGAAAUUCUUUGGACACAUGAGAUCUGUGGUAGAAGACAUUGAUCACUAUACCUUUUCAGCUGUUCUUAGAUCUUGCUCAGAUAUAGCAACCCUCCAAUUGGGUCAACAGGUUCAUGUCUUGGCACUUAAGUCAGGAUUCGAGUCCAAUGAAUUUGUUGCAAGCUCAUUGAUCUUCAUGUAUUCCAAGUGUGGGAUCAUUGAAGAUGCUAGGAAAUCCUUUGAAGGCACCCCCAAAGACAGCUCAAUCACUUGGAAUUCGAUCAUUUUUGGGUAUGCACAACAUGGGCAGGGAAAUGUUGCACUUGACCUCUUCGACCUAAUGAAAGAGAGUAGGGUGAAACCUGAUCAUAUAACAUUUGUUGCGAUCCUAAGUGCAUGUAGCCAUAUUGGCUUGCUAGAGGAAGGAUGCAGGUUUCUGAAAUCUAUGGAAUCAGAAUAUGGGAUUCCACCGAGAAUGGAGCAUUAUGCCUGUGGGGUUGAUCUAUAUGGGCGUGCUGGGUGUCUCAGUGAGGCAAAAGCUUUGAUUGAGGCAAUGCCUUUUGAACCUGAUGCAAUGGUAUGGAAGACUUUACUUGGGGCCUGUAGGAUUUGUGGUGACAUUGAAUUAGCUACUCAGGUAGCAAGCCUUUUGCUAGAGAUAGAGCCCAAAGAGCACUGCACUUAUGUUCUUCUCUCGAACAUGUAUGGGCGUCUUAGGCAGUGGGAUGCAAAGGCUAGCGUGACCAGGCUUAUGAGAGAAAAUGGGGUGAAAAAAGUCCCUGGUUGGAGUUGGAUGGAAGUUCACAAUGAGGUGCAUGCUUUUAAUGCAGAAGAUCAUUCCCACUCCCAUUGUGAAGAGAUAUACCUUGCAUUGGGUGGACUAAUGGAGGAAAUCAAGAGCUUGGGUUUUGUUACUAGUUCAAAGGUUUUGAUGCAUGAUGUUGAUCACGUGGAUGAGUGUAUUGAUUCAACACUUUGUUUGGGUUAGCUGCUGUGACUAAUGGUAGACAAGUUGUAGUUCGGAAGAUACUAAUUCGUGUUUUAUUUGAAAAAAGAUCGUUCGUAGUCCAAAUUUUGGAGCUUAGAGUUCAACAGUGGGAACUGUUUUUGAUGGCAUUUUCUGAAAUAAAGUUCCCCUUUUUUACUUUAAGGAACAAAAAAAAAAAAAGUUGCUCUUAUGCAUAGCCUGUGGAUCAGCAGAUGGGGUGCCUCUCCAUUAGUGUUCUGAUUUAGUUGCUGCUUGUUUUCAUUUUAGGG
Molecule: messenger RNA, 2880 nt
Organism: Juglans regia (Persian walnut)
Lineage: Eukaryota; Viridiplantae; Streptophyta; Magnoliopsida; Fagales; Juglandaceae
Product: putative pentatricopeptide repeat-containing protein At3g25970
Exons: 2
Coding region: 473-2611 (712 amino acids)
Biological process (GO): RNA modification
Molecular function (GO): RNA binding; protein binding
Source: RefSeq, a predicted model, not a curated record